AUGGAUUAUAGAACUGAAAGAGUUCUGAAGAAAUUCUAUUUUAGCUCUUGGAAUACUGGACCAGAUGUUUGCAUUCCUAUAUUUGUCAUGACUACUCCAUUGAAGGAACAGUUAUUUGAAACUAAAGAGUUAACAAAUCAGACAAAUAUCAACAAAUUCAUUCUGCUUGGAUUUGGAAAUCAGAAAAUCCUACACAUUCCUCUCUUCCUAGUGUUCCUCCUCAUCUACAUGGGGACCAUAGCUGGGAACCUACUCAUUAUUCUACUGGUUGUCCUUGAUCAACACCUCCACACUCCCAUGUAUUUUUUCCUGGGGAAUCUUUCAUGCUUGGAGGCCUGCUGCAGCUCAAACAUCUUACCACAAAUAUUAUCCAGCUUUCUUACUGGAAGCAAGGUGAUUUCAUUGAGGGCCUGCUUUGUACAGCAUUAUUUGUUUGGGUCUUUUGUAUCUGUGGAAUGUUACCUGUUAUCAGCAAUGUCCUAUGAUCGGUAUUUAGCUAUAUGCAAACCGCUCCGUUAUGUCACCAUGAUGAAUGGCAGAAUGUGUUUCAGACUGAUUGCCUGUUCUUGGAUUACUGGUUUUCUGGCAACUGCAGUAACACAGUUUAUCAUGUCUCAGUCAACUUUAUGUGAUAAUAAAAUUGAUCAUUUCUUUUGUGACACCUUCCCAAUUAUAGAAUCAUUUUGUGGUGACACCCAUGCCUUCAAACUGUUCCUUUAUGUUUUAAGUUCUAUAUUUACUUUUCCACCAUCUAUAUUAACUCUAACCUCUUAUGCUUUCAUUAUUUUAGCCAUAGUAAGGAUGCCUUCUACUAGAAGGAAGCAGAAGGCAUUUUCCACCUGUUCUUCUCAUCUUUUGGUAGUCAUUAUUUUUUAUGGUACACUGAUGAGCAUCUAUGCAAUACCAAAUACCAUAAAAGUGAGUGGUCUUCGUAAAGUGAUCUCUGUCAUCUACACCAUCCUAACCCCCAUGCUUAAUCCUAUUAUAUAUACUCUGAGAAAUAAAGAGGUGAAGGAUGCCUUCAACAGAUUUAUUUCCUUCCUCUUUCUUCAAAUUUAUAGAAAAAUCAGGUAUAAAAACAGUUGA
Messenger RNA from Candoia aspera, 1086 nucleotides. RefSeq names its product olfactory receptor 6C4-like. Gene Ontology annotation, cellular component: membrane. Lineage: Eukaryota; Metazoa; Chordata; Lepidosauria; Squamata; Candoiidae. Bases 1 to 1086 code for a protein of 361 amino acids. Gene Ontology annotation, biological process: G protein-coupled receptor signaling pathway. Gene Ontology annotation, molecular function: odorant binding; olfactory receptor activity; G protein-coupled receptor activity. The transcript has 2 exons. The record is from RefSeq and is a predicted model, not a curated record.